Messenger RNA from Bicyclus anynana (squinting bush brown), 2722 nucleotides. RefSeq names its product apoptosis inhibitor 5 (gene cass). The record is from RefSeq and is a predicted model, not a curated record. Gene Ontology annotation, biological process: negative regulation of apoptotic process. The transcript has 8 exons. Gene Ontology annotation, molecular function: RNA binding. Gene Ontology annotation, cellular component: nucleus. NCBI's taxonomy places the organism in Eukaryota, Metazoa, Arthropoda, Insecta, Lepidoptera, Nymphalidae. The coding region runs from base 163 to 1860 and encodes 565 amino acids.
UUUGACGUCUGUGGUGUUGGCGGCAGGCGGCGUUGUCGAUUAUUAAAAGUAAAACAUAAUUUAGGGUUUAUUUUUAAAAUUGGAUUAAUACAGUUUUAAUUAGGCUUUUCUUUUUUCCGGGAUAAGUAAAAUAUUCGUAAAGGGGCUUUUUUGGUUAUUAGAAUGGCUACAGACAAUAUUGAAAAGUUAUAUCAAAAUUAUGGUAUUCUUGCAGAUGCCAAGGAUGACAUAGCUAAGCAUGAGACAGAAUAUUUGGAGAUAUUGGCAGCAGUUAAGGGAUCUGAUAAAGAGAAACGCUUGGCCUCGCAAUUUAUUGCAAAAUUCUUUGACAGCUUUCCUAAUUUAGCGGACCAGUCUAUUGAAGCACAAUUUGAUCUAUGUGAAGAUGACGAUGUGACUAUACGCAAGCAAGCUAUCAAAGCUUUACCAAGCAUGUGUAUGGCUAAUAAAGAACACACUACACGGGUUGCUGAUAUCCUAGCACAACUUCUACAGUCGGAAGACGCAACAGAAAUCAAUGUUGUCACUAAUUCACUGCUCACAAUUAUGAAAGUUGAUCCAAAAGGGACUUUGUCAGGCCUAUUUUCACAAAUCCACCAAAACACUGACAGUGAAAUCGCCAAUGUAGCUGUGAGAGAAAGAUGCAUCAAGUUUUUAGCAACCAAAGUAAAGCAGUUGGGAAGAGAAGUUAUUGACAAAGAUUGUGAAGAUAUUAUCAUCGCAGAGGGGAAAAAGAUACUACAGGACUCUGCAGCUGAUGAAUUUGAACACAUAAUAGAUUUGUUAAUGUGGUCCAAGCUUGGCAAGACACCAGCAGGCAAGAAGGAAUUGACUCAGCUGAUGGCAGCAGUGGCCUUCACUCCUGACGACUGGCACCCAGAAGACCCUGAAUAUGUGGAUAGACUUAUACAAUGCACUCAACACGCUGUGCCAUUGUUCUCUGCACAAGUUGAUUCAACACAGUUUGUCAACAUAUUCUGUGACAAUGUCCUCGGGAGUUGGAAAGAUAUUGCAGCAACAGGUGGUGACAAUGAUUUGAAGCUGGAGCUAUUGAAGUCGUUUGCUGAAAUCACAGAAUACUGUGGCGAGAUUGAGAAUGCAGAGGAUAAAAUCAAAACCACAUACGAUGUGUUACUGAACUACCUCCCAGAAGCUCCUGUUGAAACAGAGGAAGAAAUUGCAACAAAAACAGAUAACAAUGAAAAUAAAUCUGAUGAUACGAAAUCUGCACCAUCUUUACAAUUUUCUCAUGUAGAAUGUGCUCUGUUUGCUCUUCACUCUUUGUGCAAGAAGGCCCCAGAGGCGCUCGGUGCUGAUGCAGCAAGGAUCAAGUCUCUUCGUCUGCGGCUGCAGUACACUGCAAGACUAACACAAGGAUAUAUUAAAAAGUUGAAGGAAGUUACACAGGGCAAAAAAGGUGAAGACGCUGAUUCAGAAGAGAACAAAUUGAAAUUGGUAGCGUUGAAAACAACAUCAAAUAUAAAUACUCUCAUAAGGGAUAUAUUCCGCACUCCCCCAAGCUUCAAAAGUAAAGUGCAACUCUCUUUCCAAUCCAAGAAGACUGAAAAAGAGGCAACACAGACAACCGAACUUGACAACAAUGAAAAGCAAUCAUCAGGGUCAAAGAGACACAGACCAAUAACUUUUGACAAUCGUGACAAGAAAGAAUCACCAGAGAAACGUUCUCGAAGUGGUGACAGAAACCUUAAGAUGUAUACACCACCUUCGGGGAAAUACAGUUCCAGAUUGAACAACUCUGGACGUUUCUCUGGUUCCAACUAUGGUAGGGGUAGGGGUGGUUAUGGACGACGGGAUUUCCGAAACAAUGGGGCGCCUUUUAAACGGCGCAAUAACUUCUAAAACAACAAAACAAAAGAUUUAUUAAUUUGGGCCAUGACACUCUUGUUUCAUAAAAAUAAUUUUAGAAAAAAAAUAUGGCUGUCAGUUGAUAAGAAAUUUCAGCAUGGAGUGUUUUCAACAAAAAAUGUGAUAAACACAAAUCCAUUGCAAUAAAGACAUUGCAGUCAUAAAAUUCAUUAGUAUUUGGACACUGGAUUUAAAUAGGUAUUUCUAGCAAUUUUUUUUUCCAGGCCGACGUUGCAUUCUUUUGGUUGUAUAGGUGUCCUGAAUAAUUCAGUUUGAACUAUUUCUAGAUUGUAGUAGUUUACAGGUAGACUGUGUUCGAGCUCUAGUGAAGUGCUGAAUGGUUUGUUCUGUUUAUUGAUGCCACAUAGGUAAAUACAUUAUUUUAUAGUAUAAUAAUAAGGAGAGAUGCCUUAUUUCUGGCAUUACAACAUUAAAAAUAUCAAAUAGUAAGUAUUUUGACUUUCCAAUAGCUCAUAUCUAUCAAUUUCCGGAAGUUAAGCGAGGUGACUACAAAAAACCGAAAAUGUGUAAGUAUUUUUUUUUAAUUUUUAUUUCUGUAUUUAAUUUAAUAUAGGUCCAGCAUAGCCAAAUUAAGGUAAAGUAAGAUAUAGAAAGAAUACCUGCUGUAAAGUAAGUAGACACUUCAUUGACAAAUAACCUAUCAAAUAUCGUCACAGGCAUGAUCAUCAGAAGAGGACAAUGAAAUGAAGCAAUAUUUGGACUACACAUGGGAUGGGAUCAUAGCUGUAAUUUAAUAUUGUUUCACUAUCUUUUUUAUUGACAUCUUUUCCAAAGAAGUUUCACCUGCAGAAUUGAUAAUAUUUUUAUUUCAUCAUAUUAAAAAUAAUUAAACAAA